Messenger RNA from Morchella sextelata, 1230 nucleotides. RefSeq lists its product as uncharacterized. The coding region runs from base 1 to 1230 and encodes 409 amino acids. The record is from RefSeq and is a predicted model, not a curated record. NCBI's taxonomy places the organism in Eukaryota, Fungi, Ascomycota, Pezizomycetes, Pezizales, Morchellaceae. The transcript has 2 exons.
AUGGCACCAACAAAGAAGUCCCGGGCUACGUCCACACUGCCAGCGCCGAGGAAAAUGGACGUCUACAACUCGACGUCCACGGGCCACCAGGUUGGCGACGGCGUGUCGAAGCCCGCCGCGUACCAGCGGCACCGGGCGGCGAGGCUGCAGGCGCAGUUUGGCGGCGCCGGCGCCGGCGGGGGCGGGGGCGGGGGCAGCGGCGGGCAGGCGACGCUGUUGAGGUAUUUGGCGAGCGCGAAGGCUGCGGGCGGGAAGCAGAAGGUGCUGGGGAAGAAGGUGGUGGCCGAUGGGAAGGGGCCUGGGCUUGUGGUGUUGGAGACGGUGGUGAAUAGUAGAGAUACUGCCAUCACUGCUAGAAGAGAUAUUACUACAACAACUAUUAGUAGGAAAGAUACUACAUGGGCUACUGUUAGUAGGGAUACCGCUACUGCUAAGGAUAUUACUACUGCUACUACCAGUAGUAAAGAUACUACAACUACUGCUAUUAGUAGAGAUACUGCUACUAUUGGAGAUGCUACGAUAUGCAGCCCUACCACCGCUACUGGAUCUCUAAAAACUCCCAAAAAGGAAGCAAAAGCACCAGCACCAGCUACCAGCUCCACUACUGCCAGAGGUGCUACUAGAGAUACCGCUACUACUGCCCGAAGCUCCACCACAACCGCCCGGUCCCCCAAAGCCAAAAUCCCCAAGGCAGAAGAGGGGGCAGUAAUAGAUAUCAUCACCACUGCCACUACCAGCACAACAAUAGCCCCUACCACUACUAAAGCUUCUCCCACCCCCCCUCAACAGCCAAAACAGCUCUUCCACCCCCUCACGAUCCACAUCUCCGGCGCCACAACACCGCACAUCUCCGACCACGCCUUGAAGCGCCUCCUCGCGCGCCACGGCGCCCGCAUCGCACCGUCCAUCUCACAGCGCUCCACCACGCACGUCAUUAUCGGCGGCGGCACCGGCGCCGGUGGCGUGCUCGCCGCCGGGAAGCUGCAGAAGGAGCUGCUGAGGAGGAGGAAGAAUGUCAGGUUUGUUGGGGUGGCUUGGGCGCUGGAUAGUGUCAAGGCGGGGAGGAGACUGCCGGAGGGACGGUAUGCGGUGGGGGUGAAGGCGGGGGGGCAGAAGAGUGUUGGGGAGGUGUUUGGGGUGAAGGCUAAGGGGGCGGAGGGCUCUGGGAAGAAGGAGUUGGAGGGUAAAGAGGCGGAGGGCUCUUCUGAGAAGGAGGGGUUGCGGCCUUGA